GACUACGUUUCCCAGGGCCCCCUGCUGCUCCGCCGGUCCACGGGCCGGGCUGGACUGUCAAUCAGGGGACGUCAGCGAGCGGGGAGCGCUCAGGGUUAUUAUCCCCCCCCCACCUCGCCUCCGGGUCCGGCUAAUAAUCCGCGCUCCAGGAGCUCAUGAGCAGGGAGGCAAGUGUCAGGCUGAUGUGCCUGAGCCGGGCGAGGGCCGGCGGGGCCACGUGAAGAGGCUGCGGUCCCGGGGAGCCUUUUCCGCCCAAACCUGAGCCCUGGGGGAGAGGGGAGAGGCUGGGGCGCUGCGAUGAGGCGCAGAAAGAUCGCGGUGGCCGCCGGCUGCUGCCUCUCCUUCUUCCUGGGCACUUUGCUGAACGUGUUGUUCAUCCCGGGCUUUGAUCCUCACCAGCAGCAGCCGCGGCGCGGGGUCACCCCGGCGUUUGCGGGCUCGCCUUUGUACUGGCCAGGGGAGGACCGCGAGAGCCAGCGCUUGGAGUUAGCCCGGCAGAUCAGGGAGCGCUACGAGGAGGUGGUCCGCUACCAGAAGCACCAGGCGCCCGCGGCUGCUGCCAGGCGGCUGGUGAGACCGCUGGAGCGGCGGCUGAUGGACCUUGCCCAGCAGCGGACCUCCUCGGAGCAGACUCUUCGGCUGGAGAAGGGGAAAGCGCCGCAGGCUGAAAGCCGCGGGGGCUCCUAUCCCGAAGCCAAAGUAGACCUGGCUCUGAACCCCCCUCUGCUGGGGUGCCGAGACAUCCACAAUGUCACCAGCCUGCAUUACUUGGGCUCCGGCUACACCAAAGCUGUCUACAAGGUCGUUCUGAACCGCACGCUGGCCGUGGCGCUGAAAUCGGUCGAUUUUGGGGGGCACGACAUCGAGAACUGCGUGAAGCAAUACGCGGCGUUAGAAGAUUGCUACCGGCUAGCCUCCUACAAAAUCGUCAAGGAGAUGAUCCUCCUGCAAAGGCUGCAGCAUGCCAACAUCCUCCAGCUCUAUGGCUACUGUUAUCAGGAUAGCAAUGACAUCCCAGACACGCUGACUGCCAUCACUGAGCUAGGCUCACCACUGGAGAUGAUUCAGCUUUUACAGACCUCUUGGGAGGACCGAUUUCGAAUAUGUCUCAGCUUAGUUCGGCUUUUGCAUUAUUUGGCUCACUCUCCGCUUGGCUCCGUGACACUGUUGGAUUUUCGCCCUCGACAGUUUGUGAUUGUAGAUGGAGAGCUGAAAGUGACAGAUUUGGAUGAUGCCAGCAUAGAAGAAAGCUCUUGUACCAGUAACCGUGACUGUUUUAUAGAGUUUCCAGCAAAAAAUUUCACUCUUCCCUGCUCUGUGGAGGGCCGAUGUCGAAAUAUGAAUGAAAAGAGGAAUCUUUACAAUGCAUACAGGUUUUUUUUUACAUAUCUUCUGCCACACAGUGCUCCAUCCUCCUUAAGACCAUUAUUGGAUAUGAUAGUCAAUGCGACAGGAGAACUCCACUGGGGAAUAGAUGAAACAGUGGCUCAGCUAGAAAAAGUUUUGCAUUUAUACAAGAGUGGCACAUACCUACAGAACGCUACACGGAUGCUGAAAGCUGAGUACCAACAGAUACCUGAAGCUGCUAUUCCCGAUGAGAACUACAGGUGCUGGCCUUCUUACCAUCACAAGGGCUGCCUCCUCUCUGUGUUCGAUGUCGGCGAAGCCAUCGAGGUCUGCGAGAAUCACUCCCAGUGCAAAGCUUUUGUCCUGACCAACCAGACAACGUGGACAGGUCGGCAGCUUGUCUUCUUCAAAAUGGGCUCAAAUCAUAUUGUGCCUGAUCCUGACAAGAUAACAUAUGUGAAAGUGACAGGCUGACAGCUUAAGUGGCUUAGUCUGACUUGUAAAUGACAGGAGCUGUUUGUGUAUAAAUAUAGACAGCUGUUACGUACAAGAUGUCUGCGGGAGGGAGAGAUAAUUGCACUAUUACUCAUUCUAAUCUAGAGUGCUAAGCAAAACUUUAAAGAAAUGACCUGCAUGACCAGGAUGAAUGUGCAAUACAACAACAUUUUCAAAAUGUGAUUUUUAAAACAAAACAAAAAAUACAAAAUGUGAUACACUGUUGGAAUAUAAGUUGGGUUUUAAAGCAGUAAUCUAGUCUUUCUAACCAAGGUUAAUGGUCUGUACACAUUUGCACAGAGUUGGAAGUUCAUAAUUUCCAUAGGAAGUCUGGGUCCUCUGCCAUGAUAUUUAUUUAGACAAGUACAAUCACUACAGAGUUAAUGAAGCUUAUCAGUUACAAAGCUAAAUAUCAAAUGUUAUAGAAGACAAUCAACAUUUGUGUCAAUGUUAUCAGAUAUGCAAGACCAAAAACAUUUGUAGAAAUACUAUGGGCCUGUCAUCAAUGGAACUCAGCCAUAUUUAUAAUUUCAAAAAUGUAGCCAAUUUUCAUUUUGUUUGAAAAGUUUAUGAAAACAUUUCUUUAAUUUAAGAAAGCCAUAUUUCAGUUGUUUAGGCCCUGAUCCAGCAAAGCACUUAAGCAUAUGGCAACUUUAAGCAUGAGUAGUCCCACUGAAGCCAGGGGG
Molecule: messenger RNA, 2528 nt
Organism: Terrapene triunguis (Three-toed box turtle)
Lineage: Eukaryota; Metazoa; Chordata; Testudines; Emydidae
Gene: PKDCC
Product: protein kinase domain containing, cytoplasmic
Exons: 7
Coding region: 298-1821 (507 amino acids)
Biological process (GO): protein phosphorylation
Molecular function (GO): non-membrane spanning protein tyrosine kinase activity; ATP binding
Source: RefSeq, a predicted model, not a curated record